AUGGAUCCAUUAGAAGAGAUACGUUGGAACGUAUAUGAAAGUUUUUCUAAAGUUGCUCGCUUUUCUCGAGAAACUGCGGCAACUAUUCUAGAACAUCCACUUGCGCGUCCUAUCCUUCCACACCUUCCACCUGCAAUAAAUAAUCUUAUACAGGUAGAGCCUACUCGUUCUGUGGUGUGUGAAUACGACGCAGGAAGAGUUUAUCUAGCCAAAUGGGCAGCGAGUGUUGCUGAGCAAGCAGAGGAGGCGCACAGAAUGGAACAUCCUAACGAAAACGCUGAGGACGAAAGUUGGAAAAGGCGAUGGUCUGAUAGUGAACCUAAACCGUGGGAGGAGGAGACGGAAGUCGGAGCUUUUGAAGUUUUGGACAAUGAAACGAAAUUGCCCCCCUUGCACGCUAGACGCACUGAUCCUCUGAAUGCCGAAAGAUGGUUCUCAUUCUUUGAUGCAGAAGGGAGGCUUCGGGUCGAAAUAGAUGAAGUAAGAGAAGCGGUAUUUCGUGGAGGAAUUGAAAAUGAUAUUCGCGUCGAAGUAUGGAAGUUUUUUUUGGGAGUGUAUCCAUGGAAUUCUAGCCAAGUUGAGAGAGAGAAUAUACUAGAUGCGAAAGCUAUGGAAUUUUUUGCUGUCGAAGACAUGCCACACCCAGAUCCACUAUCAUCUGCAUCAUCAAAUUUCACCAAUAAAAAUCUAGAAUCAAUGAAAGAUAUUUUAAUGACCUAUAAUUUUUAUAAUAAGGAUCUUGGAUACGUACAAGGAAUGAGCGAUUUGCUUGCUCCCUUGUUUGUCGUCAUGAAUGAUGAGGUGUUGGCGUUUUGGGCUUUUGUAGGAUUCAUGGACCGAAUGAAAUACAAUUUCUACCGUGAUCAAAGCGGUAUGCGACAUCAACUCCUGACACUCAACCAUUUAAUUCAAUUUAUGGACCCACGUUUAUAUAAUCAUCUUCAGAAGACCGAGGCACUAAAUCUCUUCUUCUGUUUUCGAUGGAUCUUGAUAUGGUUCAAGCGAGAAUUCAAGUGGGACGAAGUGUUGCAUUUAUGGGAGGUCCUGUGGUCAGAUUACUUUUGUAAACAAUUUCACUUGUUUGUUGCUUUGGCCAUCAUGGAUAAGCAUAGAAUGGUCAUAAUCGAAUAUCUACAUCAAUUUGAUGAAAUCCUCAAGUAUGUAAACGAUUUGUCAAUGACGAUACCCAUUGAUGAAACGCUAUUACGUGCUGAGACUCUCUUUCUUCAAUUCCAACGGAUGGUGGAGACGAUUGAUCGAAAAAGGGGAAUAGAAAUACAACCUACUAAUCAAAAUCCUGAUGGCUUGAGGAGGAGAAAAGGUAAAGAUUCAGAAUCAAAUGAUGUUAAUAAUGGUGAAGGUUCUUCCAAUCCAACACCCAAGCCUGCAGAUAAAUUACCAGUUAUAAACGAUAUGCUUAGAGAAUUAUUGGAGAGAUAG
Messenger RNA from Acaulospora morrowiae, 1440 nucleotides. Lineage: Eukaryota; Fungi; Glomeromycota; Glomeromycetes; Diversisporales; Acaulosporaceae. The record is from the annotation of a GenBank genome assembly.